AUAAAAAAUAAAUCCUUUUUUAAUGUUAAUUGAGAUAAAGGAUUGAACCUACGUUCCAUAUUGAUCUUUUUAGAAAGUAAAUUGUCACCUUUGACUUUUAGAUCUAUUAUUGAAAUCUUAAUUAAAUAAUUGAAAUUGUAAAUUUAACCAAUUGCCAUUUUGAUAUUGAUUUUUUUUAUUUUAUAAAUAACUGGAAAUGUUUGAGCAGCCACCUCAGGCUCCAAGACAGAAAAUCCCUAAAGAUGGGCCCGGUCCUAGGGGCGUGCCGGACUGUUACUAUACGUCUCGCGUGUUGAACUCUACGUUCCGUUACGUGAAGUUCGUGAAGAAACUUCGCGCCGAAGAAGAGGAACAACGCAAAGGAGCUGCAAACAAACUAAAAGAGCUCAAGGAUCAGCAAUACAGUGAUUUUUUCAUACGCUGCGAUCGGAGAUCUCUUAUCAACAAUGUGGCGCGUCGCGUCGACCUCUGCAUGGCUUCAUAUCAAGAAGAUCUCAAACGGAAACAAAAACGAUUAUUAGAUCUCCUGUCCGCAGAAGAAGAGGCAAAUAUCCGCAAGUUUGUGGAACAAGCGCAGGCGGGCGCGGAAGCGAUCUGGCAAGAAAAACAGAACCGUCUUAAAUACUUGCUCGAGAAACGCAAGAAAGAACACGAGGAGAAAUAUAAAGAUACCCCACUUUCGAAAUGCGUGCACGUGCUGCCCUCUAUCUUCAAGCUGCGCGCCAAAGAAGCUGAGCAGAUACAACUGUACCAAAUGAGGGAGAAGCAAGCAAUGAAAAUGGCGGAGAGAGAAUUCGACAAGAUGUGGCACGAGGUCGCCAUGAAGGAAGCUGACGCUCUGGCGGCUCGAAUGGAACAAGAUGCAAUCGAGCGGUACCGUCGCGACAGAGAAUGCAAGGAGUAUACUGACCAUCAACUGGAACAGAGACGGCAGCAGAGAGAGAAGGAGAAGGAGAUAUUGAAACAGGAGACGCUGAGGAUGAAGGCCAUGUGGGAGGCUGAUAUGAAGAAAGAGGAAGAAGCUGAACGCGAGCGCGCCGAGAAACGCAAAGAGACAGCCUUCGAACGUAGACAGAUGAUUGCGGAGCGUCAGGAAUCGCUCGCCAAGCAAGCGGCGGAGAUGAAAUUCAUCACGGAGGCGUGGGACUCUCUCGCGGGACAGGGCCGCGCCGAUGAACUGGCCAAAAUAGAGUUACGCAAGCAGAAAGAGCGAGAACUAGACGAAUGUAAUCGCAAAAUGGCGGAAUUAAAACACGAAAUGGCGAGAAUGGAGACAGCGGACGAUCAUAUGUUCGAGCAGGAAGCUCGCAGGAUACAAGAGCACGUUGACAAGAAACGUUGCGAAUAUCUCGCGUGGGCGCAGAAGACUAAUAAGGACGUACGCAAAGCAAUGAUAGACCAAAUCAAAGAUAGGCAAGAGGCUCGCGAGACCCUCAGAAAGAAGAUAGAGGAGCAAGACGAGUACCAUAGACAGCUUUUCACUCAACUACAACAGCUGGUCGACCAUAAAGAAGUGGUGGAUGCACAGGCACGGAAGACUCAUCAGAGGGAACUGUUGGAUCAGAUCGAGUAUAACAAGACUUUGAAGGAACGGGCAAAACAAGAGGAAUUGAAUCAAAUAAGGAAAUGUCAGGUAGCCACAGAGGAAUACCAGCGAGAUAUCAACAAGAUGCUGUGCCGGCCAUUCUUUAGCGAGGAAAUACAUCCAUUCAUGAAACAGAUGGCCAAAGGUCUCCAGAUGAAAGAGAAGUGUCCUUGCUCUAAGCCGGACUAUUGCGGAACUGAGUAA
Molecule: messenger RNA, 1789 nt
Organism: Galleria mellonella (greater wax moth)
Lineage: Eukaryota; Metazoa; Arthropoda; Insecta; Lepidoptera; Pyralidae
Product: golgin subfamily A member 6-like protein 22
Exons: 11
Coding region: 197-1789 (530 amino acids)
Source: RefSeq, a predicted model, not a curated record